AUGUGUUUACACUGCCUAGCUGCGGACCACCUGCCUUCCCGGCCCACGGGGCAGGUAUCUAUAUAUGGGAUCCAUCUCCUUGUUCACUGUCCGGGGGAAGUGAGCCUCUCCUUUGGUCCUCGCCACCUGUGAAUCUGAAAGAAGCCUGGCCCGGGCAGCAUGCGUCUCCUCUUACUCCAGCUGCUGCUGCUCCUGCCUCUGGGGAAGGCGGCGUGGCCCGAAGAUGGCGGCCAGGGUUCGAGUCCUGGUCCUCUUGUGCUCCGAGGAAGGAAUCACAGAGAGCUUCCCAUCGGCAACCACGAGGAGGCCGAGAAGCCGGAUCUGUUCGUUGCAGUGCCCCACCUGAUCGGUGCCAGCACUGCCCGGGAAGGCCAGAGGCAGAGAGAGAAGAUGCUGCUCAGGUUUGGCAGGUUCUGGAAGAAGCCUGAGAGAGAACUGCACCCAACCCAGGACCCAGCCAGUGAGCACUUCUUACCUGGGACCCAGGCCCUCGGUCCGUCCAAGGAUGGGAUGCAAACGAAGAAGUCUCCUCUUCAGGAAGAAGCCAAGAAAUUCUGGCACCACUUCAUGUUCAGAAUGAGCCCGGCUUCUCAGGGUGUCAUCUUGCCCAUCAAAAGCCAUGAAGUGCAUCAGGAGACCUGUAGGACAGUGCCGUUCAGCCAGACUAUCGCCCAUGAAGACUGUGAGGACGUGGUUGUACAGAACAACCUCUGUUUCGGGAAAUGUGGGUCUGUUCGUUUUCCUGGAGCUGCACAGCAUCCUCACACCUUCUGCUUCCACUGCUCGCCUGCCAAAUUCACCACCACGCACCUGCGGCUGAACUGCUCAGACCUUACCCCCGUGGUCAAGGUGGUGAUGCUGGUGGAGGAGUGCCAGUGCAAGGUGAAGACGGAGCACCAUGAGCAUGGACACCUCCUACAGGCAGGCUCCCAGGCGGAAUCGCACGCCCAGGAUCCCUUUAUCCCAGGAUUUUCAACUUGA
Messenger RNA from Molossus molossus (Pallas's mastiff bat), 981 nucleotides. RefSeq names its product cerberus 1, DAN family BMP antagonist (gene CER1). The record is from RefSeq and is a predicted model, not a curated record. The transcript has 2 exons. Gene Ontology annotation, biological process: determination of heart left/right asymmetry; signal transduction involved in regulation of gene expression. Bases 160 to 981 code for a protein of 273 amino acids. Lineage: Eukaryota; Metazoa; Chordata; Mammalia; Chiroptera; Molossidae. Gene Ontology annotation, molecular function: morphogen activity.